CAUGGUUGCCAACAAGACGCAGGCUGCCGCGUGGCCCAGCCCCCACCACCAACGUGGCAUCGCUGAGGCGGGCCUGUUCGCUCGUGCCCUAGACGAAUGUGGCAAGAACUUCGGUGCCAUCAAGAAGGACUUUCUGCCCUGGAAACCGGUGAAGAGCCUGAUUGAGUUCUACUACCAGGGACGCCAUCCCAAGCAGGAACCACAAGAGGAUGGAGAGGAAGAUGAAGGUGCUGCUGGCUGCAGUGGAGGAGGCCACUGUUCCACUGCCAACUGUGUCAAGAAGGAGCCCGAGGUGAAACCCGAGCCUCCGGACGAGGACGACGAGGAGCUGCCGGCAACAGAGGAGGCGCCCGUGACUUCCCCCAUGGACGGAAGGAGGUGGCAGUGAAGAGGACCCGCACGGCCCCGUCGGGCCCGAGGUGAAGCCCAUGAGUGCCAAGCCCCUGAAAGCGCCCGAAGACGCCGCCUCAGUGGCACCAGUCGGUUCGCUCAAGUUUUUUUCGGGGGGUCGGCUGGUGCUGAAGUUGAGCGCCCAGGAAGGGGGCUCCUGGGUGGAAGCUCAGGACACCCCGCGUUUGGGGCGCCCACGCCAGCCCCCCUCGGAGGAUGCGAGUGACGACGACGACGGUGCACCAGGGACGUCCUCUGGUGCAGGAGGCGGCGCUACGCCACCACUCAGAGGCAGUUCCCGGUGCACGUCGUGGCCAGAGACAGCCCCUCUGACACCUUCGGGAAGCCUAGCAACAGCGAGGAUGGCGACACCUGAGGACAGCACCUCAGGGGGUUGCAACAACACGAACAACAGCACGGAAGAUGAAGACGCAGGCGACGACGACAGCAACCAGCAGCGGCCCCCAUCAGCCUCCAGGGCUGCGGCUUCGCCCAAGUGCCCGCCUCAGGCACCCCCUCUAGGCCCCCCUCCACCCCUGAAUUUGACCCUACGUCCCCCAGCACCACCUAGGACCCAGAGCGCCUCCAACUCACCACCACCACUGUUGAUGCCACAGGGGUCACCGCUCGCUGACG
Messenger RNA from Rhipicephalus sanguineus (brown dog tick), 1026 nucleotides. Its product is annotated as proline-rich proteoglycan 2-like. The transcript is spliced from 6 exons. NCBI's taxonomy places the organism in Eukaryota, Metazoa, Arthropoda, Arachnida, Ixodida, Ixodidae. The record is from RefSeq and is a predicted model, not a curated record. The annotation marks the transcript as partial.